GAUUAUAUGGUUUAUAUAAUUUUGAAGGAUUUGGUGAUUAUGAGUUUGUAGAUGUAUCAAUGGUACAAAAAUGCGUAGAUUUGAAUUAUCUUUAUGUUGGAUUUGACUUGAAAAAUAUUUUUGUCAGUUAUACUGUUAACUUACUGACUAUUGUUGUAUAUUUUGAUUGA
Messenger RNA from Racocetra fulgida, 170 nucleotides. The record is from the annotation of a GenBank genome assembly. Lineage: Eukaryota; Fungi; Glomeromycota; Glomeromycetes; Diversisporales; Gigasporaceae.